Paramecium pentaurelia is the source of this 2672-nucleotide messenger RNA. The record is from the annotation of a GenBank genome assembly. NCBI's taxonomy places the organism in Eukaryota, Ciliophora, Oligohymenophorea, Peniculida, Parameciidae.
AUGCAGAGCUCUUUUUCAAAGAAGGAAGCUUUUGUUGACAUCUUUGAUUAAAUAAAAGAUGUAGAUAUACAAAUCUUUGGGGCCAUAUUAGAAACAUUAGGAAAGGAAAAAGUUAAAGACUGCAUUGGAUUUCUAUCAGAUAUUGAGAAUUAGAGACAAUCAGAAUCAUAAAUUUUACAACAAAUUGGGAAUUUCAACCAAGCUCAGACAGAAUAGAAAUUUUCUGUUAUUGGAAAAGACAUUAAAUAAAUUAUAGAUGUCUUAAAAAAAUUAAAAGAUCAUGACUUCAAUUACAAAGACUUAUCCUCUGAAGAAAAUGAAGAAUCUACAUUAAGUUUAAUUAAUAGUAUCAAGGAUAAUAGAAGGAUCAUUCAAUUUCUGUAAUUUUUAGUUCACCUCACAUCCAUUGAUGAAACUUUAAUAUAGGGUGGGUCUAAUUCAUUAUAUUUAUUAAGUUUGAUGAAGGUGGACCUUAGUAACAACAAUUUUGAAAACAUAAAAAUCUAAAAUACUUCUUUGGUGGGAGCUAAUUUUGUAAGGUGCAAUUUUAGUGGUUCUUAACUUAAUAAUGUUAAUAUAAAUGGAAUAAAUUUGAAUGGAUCAUUAUUAUUGAAUUGUAAAUGGAAAAACUUAAUAAUCCAGGAGUUAAAUUAAUUAAAUGGUCAUACUCAUUAUGUCUGCACAGUUUGUUUCUCACCUAAUGGAAAUACAAUAGCUUCUGGUAGUUUUGAUAAAUCUAUUCUUCUAUGGGAUGUCAAAACAGGAUAAAAAAAGGCAAAAUUAGAUGGACAUAGUGGAUAUGUCUACUCAGUCUGUUUCUCUCCUGAUGGAAAUACAUUAGCCUCUUGCAGUGUAGAAAAGUCUAUUCUUUUAUGGGAUGUUAAAACAAGAUAAUUAAAAGCCAAAUUGGAUGGUUAUACUAAUUAUUAUUCAGUCUUUUUCUCUCCUGAUGGAAAUACAUUAGCUUCUGGUAGUUUUGAUAAAUCUAUUCUUCUAUGGGAUGUCAAAACAGGAUAAAAAAAGGCAAAAUUAGAUGGACAUAGUGGAUAUGUCUACUCAGUCUGUUUCUCUCCUGAUGGAAAUACAUUAGCAUCUGGUAGUCAUGAUAAGUCAAUCCUUCUAUGGAAUAUGAAAACAAAAAAAUAAAUAAAAAGGAUGGAUAAUCAUAGAAUUUCUGCCUUGUUAUGUUUCUCACCUGAUGGAAAUGCAUUAGCUUCUGAAAUAAGAGAUGAGUCAAUCUGUUUAUGGAAUGUAAAAACAGGAUAAUAAAAAGCCUAAUUAAAUGGUCAUACUAGCAGGAUCAAUUCAAUCUGUUUCUCUCCUGAUGGAAAUACAAUUGCAUCUGGUAGUGAUGAUAAGUCCAUCCGUCUAUGGGACGCCCAAACAGGAUAAUAAAAAGCUAUAUUAGAUGGUCAUAGUAGUACCGUGUUAUCAGUCUGUUUCUCUCCUGAUGGAAAUAUACUAGCAUUUGGUAGUUAAGAUAUGUCUAUCCAUUUAUAUGAUGUCAAAACAAUAAAAUAAAAAGGCCAAUUGGAUGAUCCUACUAACUGUAUCAACUCAAUCUGUUUCUCUCCUGAUGGAAAUACAUUAGCAUCUUGUAGUAAUGAUUAGUCUAUCCGUCUAUGGGAUGUCAAAACAGGAUAAUAAAAAGCCUAAUUAAAGGGUCAUACUAGCAGGGUCAAUUCUAUCUGUUUCUCUCCUGAUGGAAAUACAAUAGCAUCUGGCAGUGGCGAUAAGUCCAUCCAUCUAUGGGAUAUACAGACAGGAUAAUAAAAGGCCAAAUUUAAUGGUCAUAGUGGAUAUGUCAAUUCAGUCUGUUUCUCUCCUGAUGGAAAUACAUUAGCUUCUGGUAGUGAUGAUGAGUCUAUCCGUCUUUGGGAUGUCAAAACUGGAUAAAAAAUAGCCAAAUUGGAUGGUCAUAAUGGAGGUGUUACCACAGUCUGUUUCUCUCCUGAUGGAAAUACAUUAGCUUCUGGUAGUGUUGAUUUCUAUAUCAGCUUAUGGGAGGUUAAAAGAAAAAAAUAAAAAGCCGUAUUAGAUGGUCAUGAGCAUUAGGUAUCGUCAGUCUGUUUCUCUCCUGAUGGAAAUACAUUAGCAUCUUGUAGUUAUGAUUAGUCAAUUCGUCUAUGGAAUGUUAAAAGAAGAUAAUAAAAAAUCAAAUUAGAUGGUCAUACUAGUUAUCUCUAUUCAGUCUGUUUCUCUCCUGAUGGAAAUACAUUAGCUUAUUGUAGUAAUGAUUACUCUAUUUGCCUAAUGGAUGUCAAAACAGGAUAAUAAAAAGCCAAAUUGAAUGGUCAUAGUGAUUAUAUUACUUCAGUCUGUUUCUCUCCUGAUGGAAAUACAUUAGCCUCAGGAAGUAAUGAUAAGUCUAUCCGACUAUGGGAUCUUUAGAAUGGAAAAGAAAUUUAAUUUGCUGGCAAAACUUAUAAAAAUAUAAUUGCAUAAUUUAACGCACCAUUACUUUAAAACGAUAUUACAUCAUGUAUUUAUUUCAUUAUUAUUUUUUAGAAUCCAGCUAUAUUACAAUUCUACGAAUAUCUCAAACACCAUUAUUUUAAGCAUAAGGAGCUUUAAUCUCGAAAGGAGAUUUUGUAAAUUAUGAGGGAUACGAUUUAAGAUAAUUAUUUAUAUCAUAGGGAAGUUGCUUUUUAGAAGACUUAAAAUAAAAGUGA